Molecule: messenger RNA, 1033 nt
Organism: Papaver somniferum (opium poppy)
Lineage: Eukaryota; Viridiplantae; Streptophyta; Magnoliopsida; Ranunculales; Papaveraceae
Product: protein YIPF5 homolog
Exons: 1
Coding region: 100-825 (241 amino acids)
Biological process (GO): vesicle fusion with Golgi apparatus; endoplasmic reticulum to Golgi vesicle-mediated transport
Cellular component (GO): trans-Golgi network; membrane
Source: RefSeq, a predicted model, not a curated record
UUUAAUCAGAUCAUAUAUAGUUUUGUUUUCUGAUCGUUUCAGUAGGAUCUAGGUGGUGAGGAGUUUUAUACUCGUUGGAGCAUUUGCAGUACCAUUAUAAUGGCAAAAGAGUUUAAUGUUCCACCAGUUGUAUUUCCGUCAGGUGGAAACCCAGGAAAUGGCUUGAACCAUAGACGUGCACCGGUUGCACCAUUUACACCGCCAAAAAAUCCUAAUCUUCCAUUCAUGUCGUUUGAUAUUGGUGUGGCAGCAUCUUCUUCUUCGUUCUCUGCUCCACCAAUUGGUAUUGAUAAUGGAUCAUUUGAUGAUGAACUUCCUUUGUUAGAAGAACUUGGUAUCAAUACACGUCAGAUUUGGCGUAAAACGGUAUCCAUUAUGAACCCGUUUAGAGUUAAUUCAAAUCUUUAUGAAGAUUCGGAUUUAUCAGGUCCAUUUAUAUUUCUAAUGGCAUUUGGUUUAUUUCAAUUACUUGCCGGGAAACUACAUUUUGGGAUUUUGUUAGGAUGGGUUUCGGUUGCUUCGCUUUUCUUAUAUGUCGUGUUUAAUAUGUUAGCGGGGAAAAAUGGGAAUUUGGACUUGUGUCGGUGUUUGAGUCUUCUUGGUUACUGUAUGUUUCCGAUUGUGAUACUUUCAGCAUUCUCACUGUUUAUCCCACAAGGUUGGAAUGGUAUUUUUGUUAUUACCGGAGUGUUCGUGUUCUGGUCGACUAGAGUUUGUACGCGACUGCUCGUGGAACUUGCUUCUUGUGGUGAUGAACAUAAAGGGUUGAUAGCGUAUGCUUGUUUCUUGAUUUACAUGUUGUUUUCUUUGUUGGUAAUAUUCUGAUCAUAUCUAUGGGUUUGUUGUACUGGCAAAAUAUUCGAAUCCGAUGUCUCUUCAUGAGAAUAUUGUAAGCGUAAGCUGUAGCUUUCCUUGAUGUUCCUCUUUCUUUCUUUCUUGAUGUAAUCAAUUAUGUAGAGGCUGCUAGGUGAUAGAUUCCUAUAAUAUUUCUGUUAUUCAAUGUACUACUAGUAUUUGUUUUACUUGAUCUCUA